This is a messenger RNA of Podarcis raffonei (Aeolian wall lizard), 3576 nucleotides long. RefSeq names its product immunoglobulin superfamily member 1-like. The transcript is spliced from 9 exons. The record is from RefSeq and is a predicted model, not a curated record. Lineage: Eukaryota; Metazoa; Chordata; Lepidosauria; Squamata; Lacertidae. The coding region runs from base 806 to 2716 and encodes 636 amino acids.
UGGUCCUCUCUAAGUGUUCUAUAAGGCAGAUCUGUGUGUUUCUAACCCAGCUUGGUUAGCUAGGACUUACUAUGGGGGAAGAAAUCUGAUUCAGUUCUCAUUUAUAGGCAAACCUUCCAGAUUCAUGCUUUCCAAAAUGAUAUGCAAACCAAAACACAGCCAUCUUUUGAAAUUCACACUUCUCAAGAUAUUUCAAUGCAGUGUAACGUAUACAAGAAUAAUUUUUCUAGGGUAAAGUUUGCAUAAAAAUGCAUAUACUAAUGAAAAUAACAGUAACAUUUUUAUUAUACUGUAUAUGGAAAAAACUGCAUUGCAAAAGCAUGCCUUUUAAGCAAAAUUGCAUGCAAAGAUGAAAAGGAGAAAUUUGUACUAAACUGAUGGAUUUUCAAGAGAACCUGUUUUGAAAAAAGUUCUCUGACUGAUGUGGGACUCUGGAGAGCAGCUACAAAUGGGAAAAUGAGGAAGAGGGACUAGCCAAAGCUGAUGGAGUUACUCAUUGCUAGUUAAGGCAGCCUUCCUGGCUUCCUACAUUGUGGGUGAACUGUAAGCAGUUCUGGUCUCUUCUUGGUACAAUAAUCAGCAUGAAAGUAAGGGGAGCAGUGACGAAAAAUAUGUGGUAUCAGAUCAUAUGUGGUAUGCAGAUUGAGAGGCUUAAGGCAAAGGAUGGAGUGGGUGAUAAAAUGAUAUUGCACAUUUCCCAUGCCCUGCAAAAGUAAUCUGCAAACUAACUGAGAACAUCAGUUUAAAUAGACUUGGAGGCUGUGACAUUGGAAUCAGGACUUAAAGACUUCUGCUUUGCUUCAUCAUGAGACUUGUCCUCUUCAUCCUCUUUUUCGGCUACCCUAUAACUAAAGAGGAAAACGUUCCAGAAGAGAGAAUUUUCCAUCCUCCCCACAUCCACAUGAGCCCUAGCUGGAUAGUCUCUCUGGGAGGAAAUGUCACCAUCUCUUGCUGGGUUCAUUUAGACUGCUGGCUGGAUUUCUUUCUGCAUAAAGAUGGUGUGAAAAUAAACACCACCAGUGGUGGAUAUAAAAGAAAGGCACUGUUUCACAUCAGUGAUGUCACAAGAAAAGAUGGAGGGACAUACAGCUGUCACUACAGAAUGCCACUGAAAACAUACCGGUCAGAACACAGCAACUCCGUGGAGUUGUUUGUAUUAGACCCUAGCCUACCCAAACCCACAAUAAGCCCCAUUGGGAUGAGCGCCAUUGAAAAAAAUGCAACUAUCCAAUGCCAGUCCCAAAGUCCAAUUGCAGGUUUCUACCUCCAAAAGGAUGAAGACCAGAUGGAUCAUAAGCACAUGGAGACCAAUGGGACUAGGGGCAGCUACACAAUCAGCAACAUUAGCCAGGCAGAUGGAGGAGGUUACAGGUGCCGUUAUAGCUCUGAAUCAGAACCCUUUGUUAUCUCAGAGCCUAGUGAUCCUGUGGAGUUGCUGCUAGAAGAUCCCAAGUUACCCAUACCUGUCAUCUCCAUCUACCCCAGUUCGUUUGUUUCCCUGGGCCACUCAGUCACCAUCCAGUGUAAAACUGAAGAAAGAUCUGCAAAGUUUUUUCUCCAUAAAGCUGGAGACCCAAAACCAAGGUUUCUCACAAGCCCAAAGUCAAAUGAGGGAGAGCUUUCCCUGAACAUCAGCUGGGAGGACAAAGGGAGCUACAGGUGCAGCUAUAUACCUCAAUCAAAUCUUUUCUUGCACUCAUGCCACAGUUCCCCCUUGCAACUUCCAGCAACAGAUCACAGAUUACCCAAACCAAGCAUCACCCUGAGCCACGAUGAAGAGGUCACCCUAGGAAGUAAUGUGACGAUUGAUUGCAGAAGCAAUGCCACUGCUGUCAGGUUCUAUUUCCAAAAGUAUGGAGUUGCGAAGCCUGUUCAGCUCAUCCAAAACAAUGGAACUGUUGCCAAGUUCUCCAUCAGCAACGCAAGCUGGGAGCACUCGGGAUAUUACAGCUGCACAUACAGCACCCUGCCAGACUGCUUUGCCAUCUCAGAACCCAGCGAUGAGGUGGAGUUACAGCUAACAGAUCCAGACCUAGCCAGACCCACCAUCUCCCUGAGUCCUAGAGGGCCACUUCCUCUGGGGGGAAAUGUGACCCUCAAUUGCCAAGGCCAAGGUGUGCGAUUCAAAUUUUAUAGGCAUAGAGAGAAUUUUGUACCACAGCUGUUGAAGAACAAUUUGGAUGGCGCACACCUUAUCAUCAGCAACCUGAGCAGAGAUGAUGCAGUAGGAUACAGCUGCAAAUGCAACAGUAUAUCAGAAGUCUUUUCAGUCUCUAGUGAAAUAGUGAAACUGCUGAUCUUAGAUUCCCCAUUGUUCGCACCUGUCAUUUCCAUCCAACAUGAAGGAUGUGUUGCACUUGGAGGGCAGGUCGAGAUCAAGUGUGAAUCUGAUUCUGAAGAUGUGAACUUCUCUCUUCACAAGACUGGAGACACAAAUCCUACGCUCAUGAAUGGUCACUUUUAUGUGGGUGAAUUUAUCAUCAGCAGUUUUACACGGGAGCAUGAAGGCAACUAUAGCUGCAUCUAUGAAAGCACAGAAGAGCCUUUUAUGAUUUCAGCACCCAGUGAUUCCCUGGAGAUUCUGAUAUCAGAUACCUAUAAUUGCACCCAAGUCAACAUCAUCCGCUUUGCCAUAGGAGUUCUGAUUCUUCUUUUGCUUACAUGUAUCAUUCUCAGUAAUCAGCACUUCAGAGGGAACAUGAUAAAUAUCUCCUGAUAUGUUUCCUUUUCCUUUACUAACAAUUGCAUCCCAAAAGACAAGAGGAGUGCAGUUCAGUGGCACCGCAUAUGAAUUGGUUGUACAAUAUCCUAGGUCUCCAUUAUUCUCAACUCCAUCAUUAUUUUUGUGCAGAGGAUAUCUAUUUGAAAACUCAAAAUGCUACCACCAAUGGCCCAGGUCCAAACAAGGCACUGAGAUUCCUCAAGGGCAAUGAGCUUGGUCUUCCUCAGAUUUCUACUGCUUUCUCCCACAGAGUCCACUAAAAGUACCAGUUCCAGGAACCAAAGUCGGCACACUUCAUAUUUUCAGCAGAAUACAUUUUGAAUUACAGCAGAAUUGCAUCCUGAUUUUGAUGUGCAACAUUCCUAGAGAUGUUGCAGUUGUUGGCUGAGAAGCAAAGCAAACACGGCUUUGCUACUGUAUGCAGCCUGAUGACAAGAUGCUUUUUCUCAAGAAGUAUGACAUUUGGGGUCCACUUUGGUAAAUCUUAGAUAUACCAGAUGAGUUUCUGUGUAAGACAUGCCGAGAAGUGAACUUCAUCUCCCUUUGGCCCUGCACUCAAACCAUGAAAUGAAAUGAUUUUUCUACUUAUGCUUUCUAGCAAAAGGAUGUUGUCAAACUUCUGGUUCAUAAUCCAUUAGGUUCAAACUGAUCAGCCCUGCAUCUUAAUGCUAAGAGCACCUUUGUGUUCUUUUCAUUCAAUUAAACAGUCACAUUGCCAAGGCAGAAGACAGGUGUCACUGUUUAUGGAAAUGUGUUUAUUCUGUGUUUCUUGUUCUGUUGCUUUUAGCAGUUUUCUGUCAUUUUAAUGGAAAAAAUGUGCAUGAAGAUUAUAAUAAAGAUAAGAUUUCCUUUUA